AGCGUAACCGUGAGUGUGAACGCUAAGCCGCUAAUGACAGCAGCUAACGUUACAAUCACUCCGAGUGUUUGGUUUGGAGAGGAAAUGGGCAUAUCUAACCAUUUAUCCGCUGAAUUAUUUUCAUAAAUCAACCAGUUUGGCGUAUUAGGGAGAAUUAUCCAGGAACAACCUUGUCGGGCUUCAAUCGUGACACCGAGCUACUAAGCUAACUAGCUUAGCUCCAGUAGAUGUUGAAGGUAUGAAUUCUCUGGUUGGAUACGGAGUGUCCUCUGAUUCUGACAGCGAUGGAGAUGUGGAGGAUGGAAGCACCUCUGCAGCAGGCUCCACUGAGCAGGUGGGAGAUGAGGCAGCAGCUGUCAGAAAGACCCGCAACUUUUUGCUGGAGUCUGAUUCAGCUUCCAGCGAGUCAGUCGGUGAAUCUGAACCAGAGGACGAGGAUCCAGAGCCCUCGUCUUCAUCACCAGCAGCACAUCUCCAAGCAUCAGCAUCAUCUCCAGCCCGCCAGCCCUCCCUGCCUUCUCCUCCCCAAAGUUAUUCCACCUCUAACAAACUGCCCUCUCCUCCUCUGAACGCCUGCUCUGACAGCAGUGUGUUCGCCAAUCCUUUCAAGGCUCAGGCAGACCAGAAACUCAGCGCUUUGCAGAAACACGUCCCGCUCACAAUGCAGGCCAAACCCUCCCAGAUAGGAGGGAAACGGAUGUGUGUGUCAUACAGAAAAGACGGAAGGUGCAGGUUUGGGAUCAAGUGCAAGUUUGCUCAUGACAGCGACCUUCAGACUCCAGUGAUUCCCAGUGACUGUCAUCUACCUGAGAGUGAGGAAACACCAGCCGAAGCUGUGGGCAGCUCCUGUGGUGGAGGAUCCCAGAACAACCAGAAGGAGAUGAAGGAGGAAGAGUCAGAAGGGCAGCAAGUGAAGAAGCGAAGGGUUGGACUAAGUAACACCUUGAUUCCUCCUAAAAGAGCCAUGAAGCAGUAUGCUAUGCAGAGGGACAGAGAACACAUCAAUAUGUCAUGAUAAAUGUUUUUAUAAAGAGCUACACUGCUGUUCUGGGAGGAAAUGUGUUCUCUGAGCAUAUCUGUGUAGAUGUUGUAAAGUUUAUAGAAUCUACCAAUGGCUCACCUACAGUUACACUUCAGCUCCCAUCUGUGGAAAUGGAAGCAGGGAUUGAACUCUGACCAUAGCACCAAUGGAUGACCCCUCUAACCACUAAGCUACAGCUGUUGAUGAUACACGUGAUGCUUAAAGAUUUCCCCCCACAAUUCUCAAAGAAUCAAUAAAUACACUUCAGUUAAAUGUUAAGAUAUUUAUUUACAUCUUAUAAAUCAACAUUUUUUUGUGGUUGCUCUAGCACACAUCCUAAGUGAGAGAUCAGAGAGGUGCUGACACAUUAGAAAGUUUCUACAUAACUUUGCUUAUCAAAUUACAUUACACUUGAAAGGUUAUUGACAAAUCAGUGACUGUGCUUGCUGUUACUUGUGGUUUCACACGUGAUUUGCAUUCUCCAAGGUCAUCUUUUGGCUGCUUAAAAUGACCCAGGACUCAUGUGAGCGUGACACUAUACAGAUUAUUAUUCGGUUAAAGUCUACUAACAGCAAAGUUUAACAAACAGCUGCACAAAUGCCAUUGACAUUGUGUCUAAUGACACAGCCAAACUCUGAAAUAUGCAUGUUCUGUGACUGUUUACAGGCCUGUGAAACAGCUUUUGCGGUCUGUUCUUUGUCAGAUUUGAAAUGUCUCCACGUUCUUUGUAAGUUUAGAUUAUUUUGCUUAUUCUUCUAACCUUGUCAAAUAAAGAUUUCACAGUACAACUGGA
Molecule: messenger RNA, 1814 nt
Organism: Amphiprion ocellaris (clown anemonefish)
Lineage: Eukaryota; Metazoa; Chordata; Actinopteri; Pomacentridae
Exons: 2
Coding region: 239-1015 (258 amino acids)
Molecular function (GO): metal ion binding
Source: RefSeq, a predicted model, not a curated record